This is a messenger RNA of Periophthalmus magnuspinnatus, 1248 nucleotides long. RefSeq names its product timeless interacting protein (gene tipin). Gene Ontology annotation, cellular component: nucleus; replication fork protection complex. Lineage: Eukaryota; Metazoa; Chordata; Actinopteri; Gobiiformes; Gobiidae. The record is from RefSeq and is a predicted model, not a curated record. Gene Ontology annotation, biological process: replication fork processing; DNA replication checkpoint signaling; DNA damage response. Gene Ontology annotation, molecular function: DNA binding. The transcript is spliced from 8 exons. Bases 63 to 1103 code for a protein of 346 amino acids.
UGUCACUGCCGCUAUUGCUGUUGCUGUUCUUUUUACAGCAAUCUCACUCUGAAGCUGAUCCAAUGGAAGACAACGGUUUGUUUGAUCAGAGCCACAUUGAGGAUGAGCCCUUUGACGCUCUGCCUCCUCCUCUAUCCCCCGGGCAGGACAACGCAGACCCGUUUGGUGAUGAUGACAAUGGAGAGGUUUCUAAACUGGCCGAUGUCCCAGAGGCGAAAAGGAAAGGAGUGAAAAGACCACAGCCCAAACUCGACUCAAACAGGCUGAUCUCUGACAGAGGACUACCAGCUCUGCGUACACUGUUUAACGAUGUCAAAUUUAAAGGCAAAGGGCAUGAGGUGGAGGACCUGCGUUUGCUGAUGAAGCGAAUGGAAAAUUGGGCUCACAGACUUUUCCCUAAACUUCAGUUUGAGGAUUUCAUCGACAAAGUUGAACGACUAGGAGCCAAGAAGGAAGUGCAGACGUGCCUGAAGAGGAUAAGACUGGACAUGCCACUGACACAUGAAGACUACACAAGUAAAGAGGGAGAGGAGGACGUGCCUGCAGACAUGCAGAUUUUUGGUGAUCCCGAUCCAUUUGGUGGAGAACAUUUGAGCGCCUCUCCUCCACAUAUGAUCCAUUCCACCCCAGCCCCCAGUGCCUUCACAGCCCAAAAUGUAGACCCCUCCCUGGGCUUGUCUCUCACCUCUACCCCCUCUCUCACUGAGGAGCAGCAGAUGAGGAUGGCUGAGAACAGACUCAAGGCUCUUGAGAGGAGACUAGCAAGGCAGAAACAGCAAGCAGAGUCCUGGUCUAUGGAGUCUCAGCCCACAAAGUCUGAGCCUUCAGAGUCCCACAUCAAAAGGUCAGAGUCAGUCCUAAUGGAGGAGUCCACAGGAGUCCCCCCUGAACGGGCCCAGAGUCCUGAUCAAGUCCAGAUUCAAGAGGAGGACCAGGGCCCAUUGACUGACGGCACACAGCCACUAAACCAGCCUCAAACCCAGGACAGUGAGAACCAUGUGGAGUCAACCCCCGAGCCCAAAGAACCUGAGGCCAGUACAAGUACAGUCCCUGAAUCAGAAGAGAACUGUGAAGAAGAGGGACAAGAUGCUAAAGAGGACUAGUUGUUUUCAGUUAUCAGUAUUUUAAGUAUUGUAUAAAAUUUAAAUAGAAAACUGAAUACUUGUCCUAGUAAUUCUCCAUUGCAAAGUUUGAAGUGAUUCAAGUGUAAACCCAAAAUAUAUUGUAUUUAUGUUCCUUUAGAGUUGU